GGUUUCUGUGUGGUUAGUGGAAAGUUUCUAUAGUAAAAGCUACAGCGCUGAAUGAACCGGAAGCCGCAAGAGCCGGGUUGCUUGAGUGAUCGGGGGGCGGAGCUUUCAUUCCUCUUCUCGCCGCGCUGCUGUCUGAGAAACUCCAUGACUUUCGGCGCAUGCACAGUAGAUCCGCACCGUCAAAUGCCCCCACUUUACAUGCGCCAGAAAACGCUGUUGAAUCCAGGAAGAUCGCUCGGGAGAAGAUGGCUGCUGUGAACUCUGCAGUAGAGGACCUGCAUGGAGGGUGGGCAACAUACAGAUUUUCAGGAAAGCAGAGUGACCUCAAGUCCCAGAAUACAACACUUCAACACGGAACAAGAAUGUGUGGACGCACAGCAUGCACUCUAGCACCUGAUGACGUGAGUAAAGCUUGUUCAUAUCAAGACAAACAAGGAAGGCAAAAAUGUCCUAAGUGGAGGGAUGGUGACACAGAUAAAUACCAGCCAUCCUAUAACAAGAGUCCCCAGUCAAACAAUCCAGUUCUUCUGUCUUUAAAGCAUUUCCAGAAGGAUGCAGAUUCUUCUGAGCGAGUCCUUGCUGCGAUGCGCUGGGGCCUUAUCCCUUCGUGGUUCAACGAGUUGGACCCAUCAAAAAUGCAGUACAAAACAAACAACUGUCGGAGUGAUACUAUCACAGAAAAAGCUUUAUAUAAGGCUCCUCUAUUUAAAGGGAGACGCUGUGUUGUCCUUGCCGAUGGAUUUUAUGAAUGGAAGAGGCAGGAUGGUGAAAAGCAGCCUUACUACAUAUAUUUUCCACAGAUCAAAUCAGAAAAGUUUUCUGAAGAACAGGACAUGAUGGACUGGAAUGGCCAGAGACUACUUACCAUGGCUGGACUGUUUGAUUGUUGGGAACCUCCCAGUGGAGGCGAACCCUUAUACUCCUAUACUGUUAUCACAGUUGAUUCUUCCAAAACAAUGAACUGCAUACAUGACAGAAUGCCAGCCAUACUGGAUGGAGACGAAGCCAUUAGGAAAUGGCUGGAUUUUGGGGAGGUUUCAACUCAAGAUGCACUUAAACUCAUCCACCCCAUUGAAAACAUCACGUACCACCCUGUUUCAACAGUAGUAAACAACUCCAGAAAUAACUCCAUGGAAUGUAUCGCUGCUGUAAUACUCACCCAAAAGAAGGGUCCAGCAUUAAGUGCCAGCAGUAAAAAGAUGUUAGAGUGGUUACAAAAUAAAUCUCCCAAGAAAGAAGAAUCGCGCAGCAUCAUCCAGUCACCUAAGUUGUCACAGUUUGGGGUGCCGCCUAAGAAAACUAGUGCAGGAUUGAUGCAGCAGUGGCUAAAGAAAGAAGACGGAGAGCCUUCUCCAAAAAGAGCAAAGAAGUAAUUUUACAGGCGAGCAAAGUACCUGAAAGAAAAAUUGUGGUCAUUUAGCCAAUUCCACUGCAUUAAAGGGACACACACACACACAAUAUUACUUUAUGUAAAAUAGCUUUGCUCAGUUCUAUCUCUCCUGUCAUAUUGAGCAAUGGAACAGAGUGGGGAAAGUGUCAUGAAACUCCCUCUGCUGCAGUGAAUCCAGUUUUUGCUAUUUUUCUCUGGCCCUCGCAUGGACAAAACAGGGGCUCUCUGUUAUCACAUUCAUUUCUCCAGGGCAGUCGGAGCAAUUUUACAUUGUUAUGGGGGGGUUAUAUGUCCCCUAGAAAUGCACUUUUUACAGCCAGGCUGCCAUCUAUGAAAGAAAUGCCAGACACUCUUAAUUUCUUCAAGUGUUUUGCGGUAUUGGGGGGUUAGUUAAGCCAGAUCCAUGUCUCACAUAGAAGAGCAUCAGUAUUUUAACGUUACAGUUGCACCAAGGUAAUUGGUGCCCUGAGAAAUACCAGUGUUGCUUCUCUUCCUGCAUCAAUUUGCAGACAUGACUUUAUACUUUACACACUGAACAAAGAGAUACAUAGAACUAUUUCAGGUUGACUCGUCUAUCAGGAGAUGUCAUGCAAAUAAAGUUCAUUAAAAUUCA
This is a messenger RNA of Xenopus laevis (African clawed frog), 2003 nucleotides long. It is a transcript of the gene hmces.L, whose product is annotated as 5-hydroxymethylcytosine binding, ES cell specific L homeolog. The transcript is spliced from 9 exons. NCBI's taxonomy places the organism in Eukaryota, Metazoa, Chordata, Amphibia, Anura, Pipidae. The coding region runs from base 159 to 1373 and encodes 404 amino acids. Gene Ontology annotation, molecular function: single-stranded DNA binding. Gene Ontology annotation, biological process: protein-DNA covalent cross-linking repair; somatic hypermutation of immunoglobulin genes; DNA damage response. Gene Ontology annotation, cellular component: chromosome. The record is from RefSeq and is a predicted model, not a curated record.